Wallemia mellicola CBS 633.66 is the source of this 999-nucleotide messenger RNA. RefSeq lists its product as hypothetical. The transcript has 2 exons. NCBI's taxonomy places the organism in Eukaryota, Fungi, Basidiomycota, Wallemiomycetes, Wallemiales, Wallemiaceae. The record is from RefSeq and is a predicted model, not a curated record. The coding region runs from base 1 to 999 and encodes 332 amino acids.
AUGGAAGACAGCCUGAGUGACGCAAACGCAGAUUUAGGACACAAUCUUAGGCUUUCUAGAUUGCUGCAGACGUCGCCAUCUAUUUCAACGUCCCCUGGCAGUUCAAUCCGGUCAUCGUCUGCAGCCUCUAUAUUUGAAAGGGACAUAGAGCCUGGCCAUCCAAUACACUCUGGUUUCCUAGGCUCUAGGGAGGCUGCCGACUUAUCGACUGCACCAGCUUUAUCAGGCGCUGUCGAGGCUUUUGUGGGCGGUCACCCUAGUGACUCGAUAGGCGUGGAAAUGGCAGCAUCCAAUGAUUGCAAUGUCCUGAACAGCCCGUCGCAAUCAUUCAUUCUUCCACCGCCUUCUCCGCCAAGUUUAGACACACAGAUGGGCAAAUUGCAGUCUACGCAAUCAAUACAUUCGUCUAUUUUGCCAGCGUCACCGCCAAAUUCACCUCCACCAAGCCACCAGCCGCAGACACCGUCCCCGCUCAAUCCGCAUGCCCAACAUUCACCUCGAUUGGCGUCACAGAAUCAAUCAUUAGUGGGAAGUAGCUCGACCUCACCAAUGCCAGCGAACGUACACGAUUCACCUGCUAGUCACAGGAUCAGCUUGCUGAGUUACGGCGACGUCAUUAGCGAACGUCCAACAUCCGCUGUACCACUCCAGACAGCAAUCAGCCAUCAACAUGCACCUCAGUCACAGUUAUUGACUGAUGAGAAUGACAAUCAGGCUUCACCUGCCUCAAAUUAUGUCGAAGAACGCAAUAGGGAGCUUGAAAGAGCAGCUCUUAGUAAGGGAUUAGAAGCACGUCUUGAAACGUUGUCUUUUCCUGAGAGCGCACAGAUCUCGCCACUUCAGCAACCAUCUUCACGCAAUGCGUCGCCUGUUCCACAUCUCCCAGAAUCUACCGUUCCUGUCGUGCCAUCCGAGGAGAGAUUCAUCGAGGAGAAAGAAACAGUUACAGAGCGUGGGGCUGAGAGGCUCUCACAUCGUAUUCAAUCAUUAGCCAAUUAG